UUGUUAAGGAUGGCGGAACCAGCUAGUACAGAACUAUCAGAUGUCAGGAAAGAACGUUUUAAUUUGAAUUUAUUUUAUCUUAAGAGUGAAGAAUCAGUACACAAAUUUAUCAGGAAGUUACCGGGAACAAUAAAAUUCAUUGAUGCGAAAAGGUUGGAAAGAGAUGACAUCCAUACCUAUGCUGACCAUAAGAUCUCGUAUAAUGUGAUCUUUGAAUCGUCAAUGGAUAAUGCACUGGUGUUGUCGGAAGUCUUAAAACUAUGGGAGAUAAAUCUACGAUCGAUAGAAAGUAUGUCUUGGUUGCAACUUCUUCCAAGAAAAAGACUAUCUUGCAUGUCUCCCCAACAGUCACGAGAAAUUUUAGAAAAGGUUGAAAUUCUUGGUGGAAGCAUGAUCUCUCCGAUUAAUUUUGUAAGGCACUGGGAAACAGUUGCAUCCGUUGCAAAUUUCAACAGGACAAGUCUUUGUUGGUCAUUGCAAACUCUGAAAUUAAGAUGGAAAUAA
Saccostrea cuccullata (small rock oyster) is the source of this 504-nucleotide messenger RNA. RefSeq lists its product as uncharacterized. The coding region runs from base 10 to 504 and encodes 164 amino acids. The transcript is spliced from 2 exons. The record is from RefSeq and is a predicted model, not a curated record. NCBI's taxonomy places the organism in Eukaryota, Metazoa, Mollusca, Bivalvia, Ostreida, Ostreidae.